AUGAGGCUGUUUGAGCUGGCCCGGGACCAUAUGCAUAGCACAGGGCAGUACAAUGUGCUUGGUGGAAUCGUGUCUCCUGUGAGCGAUGCUUAUAGAAAACAAGGCCUUGUUCCAGCUAGACACAGAAUAGCCAUGGCGAAGCUGGCUCUGAAGACCUCUGACUGGAUUACGGUUGAUGAAUGGGAGAGCCAGCAACCAGACUGGAUGGAGACUGUGGUCACCAUGAGAUAUCAUUACAAUCGUAUUCUUCAGGAACAACAGAAAAGCUCGACAUUUACCAACCCCAUUUCCAACUCAAGUCCAACUGUCCAGCUGAAGCUUCUUUGUGGAGCAGAUUUUCUUGAUAGUUUUAAAACCCCAGGGCUGUGGUUGGAUGAGCACAUCGAGGAAGUGUCUGGUCGUUAUGGCCUCGUCUGUAGUGGAUAA
Molecule: messenger RNA, 426 nt
Organism: Knipowitschia caucasica
Lineage: Eukaryota; Metazoa; Chordata; Actinopteri; Gobiiformes; Gobiidae
Source: the annotation of a GenBank genome assembly